Molecule: messenger RNA, 3384 nt
Organism: Closterium sp. NIES-65
Lineage: Eukaryota; Viridiplantae; Streptophyta; Zygnematophyceae; Desmidiales; Closteriaceae
Source: the annotation of a GenBank genome assembly
AUGGUAGGAGUCGUAGGUGACGCGGGGGUGGUAGACACCCUGGAGGCACGGUUGGAGAACGCGACGAGGAAGCACGAGGCCAACGAGUAUGGCGACUUGCCUUGGGCGGUCGUUGAGGCUGGACUCCGCUCCACGUGGGCGACGGAGCACCCGUCUCGACCUGCCUCUCCUCGUCCGGUGAACAACGAUGGCGGCGUCGACGUGGGCGUCAACGCCGGUGGUGGUCAAGUCGGCAGCAGUGCUGGAGGCACGUCGAGGCUAAGAGGUGUGAUACAUGCCGGUGAAGUCGGCGGCGUUCAGGCGCGAGGGAUGCAGACGUCGGCGGCUGCAGGCUCUUCGCAGGGUGACGUCGGAGGCCGACGUAGUGGGCUGUCGCCGAUGACGGCGACCCAGGUGACGGCAGGUGGGAUUGCGCCGAGCUACGGCUACUUCAAGUUCACGCCGGACAGGAUCUCGGUCACCCCCCCACUGUUCGGUCGACCCGACAUUCUCACCUGGAAGGAAGCUAUCGAGCCCCAGCUGAAGAUGGCUGGGCUGAUCGGCUUCGCCCGAGGGACCGUGGUGACGCCUGGAGAACACCACCCCGACUUGCGGGCGGAGUUCCGCGCCGUGCAGCUUUUGACCUUCACGGUCAUCUCGCGGUGCUGCUCGCCGGGCGUGCAGAUCGCCUUAAAGUGGUGCCGGGAGUACAUCGACGCCGGCCACCGGGCGUGGCACUUCAUUGAGUCGACGUACCAGGUCACCGAUGACCUGUUCAUCGCCCAGCUGGAGGGACAGCUGACGCACCUGCGUAUGGGUGACGAGGAGACAGCGACUGACUACUGCAACCGAGCCCGGCGAAUUCUCGCCACUAUCAGGAUGGCCGGCGCGCAGUACUCCACGGCGUCGUACAUCACCCAUGAACUCUUGGUGCAGGCCAGCUUCGUCGCCCCGGCGAAGCAAGGAGGCCGACCAGGAGAGCGCGGACAGUCUGGUGGCGGCGGGAGCGGUGGCUGGAAGUCGACCAAGGAGGUCGAGAAGAAGUCGACCAAGGACGGCGGUCAAGGAGGGGGAGGUCGACGUCGGGAGUGCUGGAUCUGCCACAGCCCCAAUCACCUCUCCUUCGAGUGUCCCGACCGCAGUGACUCCGACGACGACAACAAGGGCGGCCGCGAGAGGUCAAGCAGUCGUCGUCCUCGUCGAGGAGGAAACCGGCCGCGCAAGGAGAAGCAGUCGACCAAGACGUCGACUUCGGCGAGCGACGCCGACUCCCCUGCUGGAAGCAAGGCGCGGGAUGACAAGACGGCGUCGUGCUCGCUGGUCGGCGUCGUGGAGCCGACCGUCUCGCUGGCACCGGAGGCCGGAGAGGACUUCCAGGCGGUGGCGGCAGCUGUGCAGGCGAACCCGGCAGUGGUCCUGCUCGACAGCGGUUGCUCCCACCACCUGAUGGGGACGAAGGAAGUCUUCGUCGACCUGCAGCCGAGCGGCUUCAUCAAGCACGUGCGCGGCUUCAAUGGGGCGCUGCAGGAUGUCCAGGGCCGCGGCACCGUCGCCCUGCAUGGGGAGGCCGGGAAGCAGGUGCUCAUCCCCGACGUGCUGUACGUCCCGGGUGUGCGGGCGAACUUGCUGUCGUCCGGCCAGCUUAAGGAGCACGGCGUGAAGCUGCAAGAGGACGGCGACGGGAUGGUGCUCGUCUCGGCAACGGGAGAGGUGCUCGGUCGGGCGAUGUACUCCGGGCGUGUCCUCUGCACCGACCUGCGUCCCUGCUCAACGAGGUCGACGUCGCCCACGACGGAGGUUGUGGCUCUGCGGGCGAUCGUCUCAAAGACGAAGUCGACGCCGGACCGUAUGCAUGCCCGGCUUGCACAUGUCGGCAUGGACACCAUACGGAGCUCGGCGAAGAACGAGGUCGCCAUUGGGCUGGACCCCAAGUCGGCGACGGGCGCCGACUCCCCGUGUGUCUCGUGCGUCGGCGGGAAGCUGGCGCGGCACACCUUCCCCGACCAAGGCUCCGACGCCGACGAUGUGCUGGCCGUCGUGCACAUCGACCUGUGCGGGCCAUUCCGCGUGGCUGCCAAGGAUGGCAGCCUGUACUUCUUGUUGCUGAAGGACCGCAAGACCCGCUACGUGUGGGUGAAGCCGGUCACCAAGAAGUCAGAUGCGUUGCCGGCGUUCGUGCAGUGGCUGGCAGUGGCUGAGCGGCAGACGAAGAAGUUGGUGUUAAUGCUGCGCUCUGACCGGGGAGGGGAGUUCCUCGGGAAGCAGUUCACCGACUUCGUGAACGGCAAGGGGAUCGUCCACGACCUGACCUGCCCAUACACCCCGCAGCAGAACGGCAUGGCGGAGCGGGAGAUGAGGACGGUGGUGGAGUCAGUGCGGACAAUGCUGCUGCACAUGGGCGUGCAGCACCACUGGUGGCACCUCGCUCUCCGGCAGGCCGUCUGGGUCCGCAACUGCCUUGAGAGGUCGGCGCUGCCGCCGGGGACGACGCCGUACCAAUUGCUGACCGGGAAGAAACCCGACUUGUCGCUGGCGCGGGUGUGGGGCUGCAUGGCGCAGUUCUUACUCACCGAGCAGCACCGUGGUGGGAAGCUGCAGCCGAAGGCCAGGUGGGGCCUGCACCUUGGCGUGUCCGCGGCGAGCAAGGGCUGGGAGCUCCUCGACGUCGACGCCGACCGGGUGGUCACCACGUCGGAUGUGGUGUUCUACGAGGAGCUGACGCUGGCCGAGUGGAAGAAGGAGUACGGGUCGGUGUCCGGCCGCUCGUCGCCCACCCCGCCCUCUGACACCUCGUCGGCGACGCUGCCACUGCUUGCCGAGGUCGGUGAGCUUGCUAUUACGGACGUCGAGGACGUCCGCCCCCCUACCCCUCCCCCUCCGACCCCUGCCCCUCCCCUCGUGGCCGACGUGCAUGGGCUGACCUCGGUGUCGGCCUCCGGCGAUGAGGGGAGUAGCGGGACGUCGACGUCGACGGGGGAGGAGCAGGUCGAGAAGCAGGUCGAGGACCAGCGGCCGACAAAGGAGCAGGCAGCAGUGACGCCGACCAAGGAGCAGUCGGCGACCGGGCAGUCGGCAGGGGAGCCGACCAUAGGGGAGAAGUCGGCUGGGACGCCGGCUGAGGAGCAGCAGGACGCCGAGGGCAGCGACAACAGCAACGAUGGAGGGGACGCCGAGGAGGUCCAGCCAGGACCACGGCGUUCAGGCCGACUUCGGAGAACGCCUGACUUCUUCGUCCCCGCUGCCUUCACCACGGUGUACGACGUGGACGAUGAGGCUGACGACCUGCUGUACGACGAUGCCGAGGAGGAUGAAAAGUUUCCAGAGCUCGACCCCGACAUGCUAGCCGACCCCGAGCACCGUUGGGACAUCUCGACGAUGACGGUGAAGGAGGCGUUGGCGAGCUAG